Molecule: messenger RNA, 6477 nt
Organism: Halichondria panicea
Lineage: Eukaryota; Metazoa; Porifera; Demospongiae; Suberitida; Halichondriidae
Product: serine/threonine-protein phosphatase 6 regulatory ankyrin repeat subunit B-like
Exons: 4
Coding region: 111-3986 (1291 amino acids)
Molecular function (GO): protein binding
Source: RefSeq, a predicted model, not a curated record
UUUCGAUUUGAUUCGAGCCCCUCCCACUGUCAGCUAGAAAAAAACAAGCCCUGAACAAGCAUUGAACAAGCUACCAAGCAGACUGCAAGACUGCAUCAGUCACACAGAGAAUGGCUGAUGACAACCAGUCAUGUGAUACUCCCCUGCACACUGCUGCAAGCUGUGGGGACUCAGAUGAGGUCAGAGAGUUGUUGAAAACAAAGCAAUAUGAAGUAGACGUCAGAAACUCACACAACCAAACAUCUCUUCAUUUUGCAUGUGCUACUAACGGUCAUCUCGAUACGGUUUGGACACUAGCCAAUGACUUUGGUGCUGACAUAGGAGCUAUUGAUAAUGGCGGUAAUACACCAUUGCUUUUUGCUGCUAAGAAUAAACAUGUGCAAAUAAUUAUCAUGUUGGUUCUAUUAUCAGUGUGUGGCAGACAACUCUGCAAUGGAAUAAGACUGCCAUGCUCCUUCAGUCGUAGUCGGAUUGAUUCUCAUCAUGUUAAAAUCUUUGAGGAUGUUCUUUUUGAGUAUUACAAUGAUUCUGAGAAAAAUAUGGUAAUGAUAUCGAGAUUUUUUCUCGAUUAUAUCGAAUUUAAAGACUAUAAGGAUGAAGGCUUUGUUACAUUGCUUGUAGCUGCAUCACUUGGUCUCAAAGACUUGAUUGAUCGGUUAGUUAAAGCGAAAAAAGCAGAACUUAAAAAGAAAGGUUUCCGUGGCUUGUCUAUUCUCCACUGUGCCUGUUUCGGAGGACAUAUUCUGCUCUUGGAAACUCUUAUUUCAAAAUAUGGUAUUGACCCUUUGUUAAAAGAUAAAAUGGGGUGCUCUGGUUUGUAUUAUGCUGCAACAGGGGGGAUUCCCUAUUCAAACUACGAUGGCCAUAGAGAAGUGAUAGACAAACUAGUGUUAACAUAUGGUCUCAAUUCUGCAGAUGAAAAAAGCACACCUUUACAUAGGGCAGCAAUUAUGGGAUAUAUUGAAAUAGUGAGACACCUAAUUGUUCGUUACAAGGUGAAAGUUGAUUGUACGGACAAUAGCAACAACACUCCAUCGAUGUUGGCUGUGCUAAACGGCCAUAUGACUGUUUUGGAUGUGCUAGUCAAAGAAUUCAGCAGCAAUUGUCAUAUCCGAGGUUUCAAUGGUUUUACGCUCCUUCACUAUGCAUGCGAACAAGGCCACAUAGAAUUGAUAGACAAACUGGUGAUGGAAUAUGGCCUCAAUCUCGCAGAUAGAGAUGAUAGUGGAAACACACCUCUGCAUGUUGCAGCCAUGAGAGGACAUGUUAAAACAAUGAGACAUUUUAUCAGUGGGCACAGUGCUGAUAUUGAAUGCACUAAUAAUCAGAACAAUACACCAUUGAUACUAGCUGCACUGAAUGGUCAUACAGAUGUUUUGGAUGCGUUAAUCAAGGAAUUCAACAGCAGUUGCCAAGUCCGAGGAUACAAUGGUUAUACUCUCCUUCACUAUGCAUGUUAUGGUGCAGGCCAUAUAGAACUGAUAGACAAGCUGGUAUUGGAAUAUGGCCUCGACCUCGCAGAUAGAGAUGAUAAUGGAAACACACCUCUACAUAUUGCAGCCUGGAGAGGACAUGUUGAAGCAGUGAGACACUUGAUCAAUAAACACAGAGCUGAUAUCAAUUGCACUAAUAAUCGGAGUGAUACACCAUUGAUGCUAGCUGCGCUGAAUGGUCAAAUACAAGUUUUCGAUGCGUUAGUCAAAGAAUUCAACAACAGUUGUCAAGUCCGAGGUCAUCAUGGAUGCACUCUCCUUCACCAUGCAUGUGAUGGUGGCCAUAUUAAACUUAUAGACAAACUGGUGAUGGAAUAUGGCCUUGAUCUUGCAGAUAGAGAUGAUGAUGGAAACACACCUCUACAUAUUGCAGCCUGGAGAGGACAUGUUGAAGCAGUGAGACACCUAAUCAGUAAACACAGAGCUGAUAUCAAUUGUACUAAUAACCAGAACAAUACACCAUUGAUGCUAUCUGCGCUGAAUGGUCAAACACAAGUUUUAGAUUCGUUAGUCAAAGAAUUCAACAACAGUUGUCAAGUCCGAGGUCAUCAUGGAUGCACUCUCCUUCACCAAGCAUGCGAUGGUGGCCAUAUUAAACUUAUAGACAAACUGGUGAUGGAAUAUGGCCUUGAUCUUGCAGGUAGAGAUGAUGAUGGAAACACACCUCUACAUAUUGCAGCCUGGACAGGACAUGUUGAAACAGUGAGACACCUGAUCAGUAAGUACAGUGCUGAUAUUGAUUGCACUAAUAAUAAUAACAAUACUCCAUUGAUGCUAGCUGUGAUGAAUGGUCAUGUACAUGUUUUGGAUGCGUUAGUCAAAGAAUUCAACAGCAAUUGUCAUGUCCGAGGAUGCAAUGGUUAUACUCUAAUUCAUCAAGCACGUCAUAGUGGCCAUAUAGAACUGAUAGACAAACUGGUAUUGGAAUAUGGCCUCGAUCCCGCAGAUAGAGAUAAUUAUGGAAACACACCUCUACAUAUUGCAGCAUUGUACAGACAUGUUGAAGCAGUGAGACACCUGAUCAAUAAGCACAAUGCUGAUAUUAAUAGCCUUAACAAUCAAAAUGCUACUCCUUUGAUGGCAGCUACGCUGGCUGGUAAUACACAUGUGUUUGAUGCGUUAGUCAACGAAUUCAACAGCAGUUGUCAUGUCCGAGGACGCGAUGGUCGCGCUCUCUUUCACUAUGCAUGCAAUGGUGGUCAUAUAGAACUGAUAGACAAACUGGUGAUGGAAUAUGGCCUCGAUCCCGCAGAUAGAGAUAACAAUGGAGACACACCUCUACAUAUUGCAGCCAUGGCAGGACAUGUUGAAACAGUGAGACACCUUAUCAUUAACCACAGUGCUGAUAUUGAUUGCACUAAUAAUAAUAACAAUACACCAUUGAUGCAAGCUGCGCUGAUUGGUAAUACAGAUGUUUUGGAUGCUUUAUUCAAAGAAUUCAACAGCAGUUGUCAUGUCAGAGGGUGGAAUGGCCGAACUCUCCUUCACAAAGCAUGUGAUGGUGGUCAUAUAGAAGUAAUAAACAAACUGGUGAUAGAAUGUGCCCUCGAUUCUGCAGGUAGAGAUGAUAAUGGAAACACACCUCUACAUAUUGCAGCCUGUGCAGGACGUGUUGAAACAGUCAGACACCUGAUUGCUCAACACAAAAUCGAUAUCAAUGUCACUAACGAUACAAACUCUACCCCAUUGUGUUUAGCAGCUGCAAAUGGCCAUGAAGUUGUGAUUCAUGCCAUGAUUAAAGAGUUCGAUUGCAGUUCACAUGUCAGAGGAUAUAAUGGUCAAACUCUGCUUCAUUAUGCAGCCAAGAAUGGUCACAUAAAACUAUUGAAUAAACUGGUUGCUGAACAUAAGGUGGAUCCAUCAAUUAGAGACUACGAUGGGAACACACCUCUGCAUAUUUUGUGUUGUACACCUCAUAUUGAAGAAGAGAAAUUAAGAACAAUCCUUUGCAAGUUCCAGUACUGGACAGUGUUUCAAGUAAAUAAUAAUGGCAACACACCUCUUCACACAGCAACAAUAUAUGGGCAAGCUCAUUGUGCACGCUUACUAUUGCAGAAAUACAAUGCUCCACUAUUUGUUCGAAAUAAGGAUGGCAAGACCGCCCUUGAUUUAGCUAAACUUCAGAGAAGCCAUGAAAUUGUUGCAAUUUUCAAAAACCAUAAUUCAGAAAUACAAUCAACCUACCGGCAACUAGCUAAACUUGCUCAACAAGAGUUUGGGGGUGAAAAGAACCUCACCAGAAUAUUUGUUGUAGGUCAUGCCGGUGCAGGGAAAUCCACGCUUGUUGAGACUAUCAAAAAAGAAGGAUUUUUCAACCUUUUCAGCACAUCAACUGUAGCACCUCACACUGCAGGCAUUAUUCCAAGUACUUAUGACAGUAGUGCUUAUGGAAGAAUGAUACUCUAUGAUUUGCAGGUGAUUCCGAGUACUACUCCUCACAUGCUGCAAUUAUGGAGUCAAUCAACACAUCGAAAGGAAGUAAUAUUUAUUUGAUACUUUGUGACUUGAGUAAAGGCGAAGAAGCUGCUGUCACUAAAUACAGCUACUGGCUUUCAUUUCUAUCAUACAAUAUUACGCAAUUCUCAAACACAAUUAUCUUACCAGUGGGAAGCCAUGCUGAUGUAAUUAACAAAGUGUUAAUUAAACAAACUUUAUGUGUGCUUGACAGCGUAUCCCAAACUUUCUGUAGCAGCUCCAAGAAUGAUGAUUUACACAUAGAACAAAGUGUUGCUCUUGAUUGUCGUAAACGAGGGACUGUAGUAAAUGACAUAAAGGAACUCGCAAAUAAAUUAUCCAAAUUAGUAUCCCCCAUCGGACUUUCACCGGAGACAAGCACUCUCUUGGGAUUGUUGAAAAAAGACUUUGAACACGUUCCAGCUUGCAAAUUAAACCUCCUUAUCUCUCACAUUGAAGAGACUGGACUUCCACUGCCACUAACUUCUUCAUCACUCUACAAUCUCAUAAGAGAGUUACAUGAUUUGGGUCUGCUAAUGGUGAUAGAGAGAGAAGGGGAUUCCAUUGAGAACCACAUAAUCAUUCUCAAGAUAUCAACAUUCACAUCAGAUGUACACAAUAAACUGUUUUCAAAGUCUGCUAAAGCGGACCUCACGAAGCCCAUCGAUCAACUGAAGCUCAGCGUAGGCAUUAUUCCAGAAUUAUUACUGGAGAGAGUGCUACCAGAUUACAUCACAAAAGAAAGUUUACUUAAACUGCAGUACUGUCAUGAAAUCGAGAAUUUUAACGUGGAAGAGGACCACACUCUUUCUCAAAUCACUUCUGAGACACCACCAACAGAAAGUGCCGCUAAACAGAAAUCUCAUCUAUUUUUCCCUGCUCUAUGUGAUCUCAAGCUUGAGGAAAUUCAAUGGCCAAAAUCAGAAGGUGAUAAGAUUACUUUGGGAUGGUGUGCUAAAUGUGAUAGUGACAGAUUUGGGAAGAGAUUUGACUUCUUCCCAACACGAUUUCUACAUGUGCUUAUCGUUCAUCUCUCUCACAACUUUGCAUUAAAGCAAGACCUACCAAGAAGCCACAUACUCUCAACUACAACUUCGAAUUCUUUGAUCGCAGAGGUAUAUGCUGCUAAUCCUCGCUGUCGUGUCUGGUCGACUGGUCUGCAUUGGCUUAUGAAGAAUGGAGUGGAGGUUUUUGUCGAUAUGCCUAAAGAUGCAGAUAGUAAAGAGUUGAUUGUACUAACAAGGAGUGACGUCCAAAAUCAAGUCAAAUGUUCCAAAACUCUGCAACUAGUUAUUCAAAAGGUCGUUCAAGCAAAAAUAGAGUUCUGUGCUGGUAUAGUGCCUACUGUUUACCUUCUUGAUCCAAACAACCUCAAGGAUGAACCUUUUACGAAUGCUAGAAACGCACCUAAAUAUGCUCUUAGAGAUAUCGAAGAAGCAUUAGCAGAAGGCACUGAGCGAGUCAUGGAUAAAGAAGGACAAUGCUUCUCCUCUCCGAUCAAAGAUUGGAUCUGCCCAACAAGUUGGGCCAUAUCUUACUUGAAAUUGUUGUUUCCGAUGGAUACCUUCUUGGUUCGCUCUGCUUUGAAAGGAGUAUUAGGUGCUCAAUGGAAACUGCUAGGACUAAAUCUUUUAAUCCCUUGGAUCGAACUAGAUGACAUCGACAAUGAAGCAACCUUUCCUGGUGGCAUUGCUAAGAAAGAAGAAGUAAUUCGACUGUGGUUGUCUCAGGAACCAACCUGGAAAAUUUUGGCAGAGGCUCUCAGUCAACCUUCAAUUGGAUUGUCCCAGAAAGCAAAUCAAAUCUCACAAGAACACAAUGUGCCUCUACAAGAGAAAAUAUUGAAAAGCAAUUCAUCCCUCCGUCCUGACGAGGACUUUCUUCAAUCUUUUGCUGCCAUUAUUGGCUCUCGUUGGCAGUGUCUUGCUUCUCCCCUCUCCCUCACUUUUAAAGACAUUGUGAGCAUCAAGAGAGAGACAAGAGGAGCAGAGCCGACCAGACAAGCACUUGUCCUGCUACAGAAGUGGGCAGCCAGGGAGACGGCAACUUAUGGUGAGUUGAGAGAGAAACUCCGUAUACUCUCAGUGUUUCAUAUCUGAAAACUUUUGUAUCAUGCCAAUGAACAAGUAAAUGUGUAGCUACGUUAGAUUGCACCUGUAUUGUUAUAUAUAUAUACGUCACCGUGUUUGUGUUACUGAACUUCAGAACUCAACUUUGUCACCGACUUAAUUACAUAAAUUUUCAAUUGCUAUUUUAAUAUUUGCAUUGGCACCAUAAUUAUACAUCCAGCACUAUGUUUGUAAGUCACUUAUUAGUCAAUUAGAGUUUUGACCAGUUUUUGUACUUAGCUAUAAUUAUAGUUUGCGCAACCAUUUGCCACUUGAAAGUGUAAAAAAAGACAAACUUCCUAUAGCCUAUACAUUGUCAUGACAUUGUGUUUGUAUCCAUCAUAUGGCAUAUAGUUUGUCAAGCAAUAAUACUCAAUGCUGUAUGACAUUAUUCAUUUGCAUGCAGAUCUCGUGAGUCUUUA